UCUUUCAUCACCGCGCCAAUGACGACAUCCUCCCCGGCGAUGACCUCCUCCCCGGCGUUGUCGCCCGACCCCGAUGGAGAUGAUCCUGAGGUGAUCUGUGUGGGAUUGAUGCGGACGGGACUGCAGUCGUUGCACCGAGCCUUUUCGAUCCUGGGAUAUUCUGAGAUCUACGAUCAGGAAAGGAUUUCGCACAGCUAUGAGUUGUGGAACGACGUGAUGCAGAAUCGAGAUCCCACCAAGGCCUUUCGGAGCAUGUUUGGAGGCUGCCAGAUCGUCAUGGGGAUGCCCACCUUUUGCUUCUGGGAAGACAUCCUGAAGUUAUAUCCCAAUGCGAAGGUCAUUCUGACCGUACGGAAUGAAGAUGGCUGGUGGCGAUCCGUGAGCAAGGCCAAAAUCGCCAUGGAUCACGAUGUCCCAGGGGCGCCCCUGCGGUAUGGCACGAUCCGCCGGCAAUUGGAAAGGUGGCUGGUACCUUCCUAUCACAGAUUCUGUGAAGUGCUCCGGUUUGCAUGGGCCACCACCCUGGGGGCAACAACGCUCCAGAUGGACAUGCUGAAUGAGUCCACAACGAGAAAUAGCUAUCGGCAACAUAAUUCCUAUGUAAAAUCUCUGUUGGAGGGUAAGAUGCUGGAUGGCAAGCCUCAACUUUUGGUCUUUGACGUGCGACAUGGCUGGGAACCUUUAUGCAAAUUCCUGGACAAAGACAUACCUGACAGGACCUUCCCAAAGCAGGAAGACUUGACUGGUUUGUAUUUUCCUGACGGCCAGCAACGGCCUGAGUGGCUGGAUCGCGUCACCGGCUUUGACGACCUCUUCGCACCGGACACGAAGUUUGGCACGCGGAUGCGGCAAGAGCUUUUGAGGGGUCUGCUGUUUGGGGCUGCAGCCUUGACCCUUUUGGUCCUGAUCGUCUUGACAGCUGUGGUGCUGCUCACCGAUCUACCUGUCACGGUCAUUGUGUUGAUUUAUUUGGCGCUGGUGAUUGUUGGAUGGGAUGCAUACGUGGUAAUGCACACCCUGGUGCUGCGAGUUCCGCUGUUGAUGGUGGUGCCACUGGCAUUGCAAUCGCUCCUCAUAGCAGCAGCUUUGCACGCGUGCUUCAUUUCCUAUGGGAUUUUCAAAGAGAAGCUCGUCACACAGGACAAAGUGGCCAGUGUGGUGUUGGUGCUCUCGUCUCGUGCAAUGUCUGUGAUUUGCAGUGCUUGCUUAUUGCUGGUGACCCAGAAAAGCCUUCGUCUGGGGGCACCUUUGUUGUCCAUGAGUGCCUUUGCAUUCACCAAUGAACUCUCAACCUUUGCGGGCUACGAGAUGCUGAAGUACGUCUCCUUUCCCGUACAGGUCAUGGCGAAGUCUGUUAAGAUGCUGCCCAACAUGAUGAUGGGCCGAAUUGUGAACGGCACGCGCUACUCCUUCUUCCAAUACGGCCAAGCCAUUGCCGCCUUGAUCUGUGUGGCGAUCAUGCACAUUUCCGACGAGGCAGAUCAUGGGAGCAAAGGGGCAGGCGAAGCGAGUGCGAUGAGCGAAAACUGGAAGCUCUUCAUGGGAGUGGUGAUGCUAGGAGUUUUCUUCGCCGGGGAUAGUUUCACAUCCCAAUGGCAGACGAACCUCUACUCCAAGUUUCCGCAUCUCACCCAGUUGCAGAUGAUGCUGGGUGGCAACUUCCUGGGCAUGGUCUUCACUUCCAGCAAUUUAUAUUACAGCUGGCCCAAAAUUCGUGCAUCCAUCCACCUUGCGAUGGACAAUCCAGAUGUCUUGCAACGCAUUGUGGCUCUGGGAGUGGUUUCCGCGCUGGGUCAGUUCUGCAUUUAUUCGGCCAUCCGUAUUCUGGGCUCGUUGUCUUUCACCUGGAUUAUGACGGCACGUCAGUUGUUGUCUGUGCUGAUCUCCCUGAUAUUCUUUGGUCAUGGCUUUAGUUUCCUGAAACUUCUCUGCAUUUUGACCGUCUUCGCAAUCAUGAGUUGGAAGCAGCUCUCAAAGAUUCCCGAGAGGAUCAAGCGGCGCCGGAAGUUGUCCAAGUCUGGGUACUCCACUGGGGACUCCACCGGGACCAAGUCCGAAUAGCUACGACGGGCUGAUCUCGGCGAAAUGACGCGUUGAUGGGUUGGGGUCAGUCGGUUCCUGUCCCACGGGGUAGGUGUCGUUCCUGUCUCACGGGGUAAGAGUAGGUUCCUCUUCCAGAGAUGACAUGAGAAGCGGUUGAUGAUGCAAACAUUUUGAGACAACUUUUCGUCGCGAAAAAC
Cladocopium goreaui is the source of this 2240-nucleotide messenger RNA. The record is from the annotation of a GenBank genome assembly. NCBI's taxonomy places the organism in Eukaryota, Dinophyceae, Suessiales, Symbiodiniaceae.